UUUCUUCUCUUUCCAGGGAGCAGCGAAAAGUCAAAGCCAGGCUGUUUUGGUUAUCCCUUGAGUAUCUUCUUCAUUGUCAUCAAUGAGUUCUGUGAAAGGUUCUCCUACUAUGGAAUGCGAGCGGUGCUGGUUUUGUACUUCAAAUAUUUCAUACUGUGGGACGAUAACCUAUCCACUGUCAUUUACCAUACAUUUGUUGCUUUCUGCUACUUGACACCAAUCCUUGGGGCUAUCAUUGCUGACUCCUGGCUGGGGAAAUUCAAGACCAUUGUCUACUUAUCAAUUGUCUAUGCUGUCGGCCAGGUUAUCCUAUCCAUAAGUGCAAUACAUGAUCUAACUGAUGGAAACAAAGAUGGGAUACCAGAUAAUCCUACUGUCCACGUUGCAUUGUCCAUGAUUGGCCUUCUCCUCAUCGCCCUUGGCACUGGUGGAAUCAAACCAUGUGUGUCUGCUUUUGGUGGAGACCAGUUUGAAGAACACCAGGACAAACAGAGAAGUCAGUUCUUUUCAAUUUUUUAUCUCUCAAUCAAUGCUGGGAGUCUCUUGUCUACCAUUAUAACUCCAAUUCUAAGAGGGCAGGAGUGUGGCAUCCACACAAAGCAGUCAUGUUAUCCUUUGGCAUUUGGAGUCCCUGCAGCUCUCAUGGUUAUUGCACUCAUUGUGUUUAUCGUUGGAAGUCCAAUGUACAAGAAGGUGUCACCUCAAGGCAAUAUUAUGGUACAAGUGUCUAAGUGUAUUGGGUUUGCAAUCAGCAACAGAUUCAGGAAUCGUAGUAAAAGCAUUCCAAAAAGAGAGCACUGGAUGGACUGGGCAAAAGAGAAGUACGAGGAGCGUCUCAUUGCACAAAUUAAAAUGGUUGUGCGAGUCCUUUUUCUGUACAUUCCCCUCCCAAUGUUCUGGGCUCUUUUUGAUCAACAGGGAUCAAGAUGGACUCUGCAAGCCACAACCAUGGAUGGAAAUUUUGGAGCGAUACAAAUUCAGCCAGACCAAAUGCAGACUGUUAAUCCCAUCCUGAUUAUUGUUAUGGUGCCGAUUAUGGAUGCUGUGGUGUAUCCUCUAAUUAAAAAAUGCAAGCUUAAUUUCUCACCUCUGAAGAGGAUGACUGUAGGGAUGUUUCUUGCUGCUAUGGCCUUUGUUGUUGCUGCAGUGGUACAAAUAGAAAUUGAUAAAACUCUUCCAGACUUCCCAUCAAAAAGUGACUUUCAACUGAAAGUCAUAAAUUUAGGUUCAAAUGAUGCCAACAUUUCUUAUAUGAAUAACCCAUCUUCUGAGUUCUACAGACUACUGGUUCCUCACCAGGCAGGUGAUUAUGAGACCCUGAAGCUUUCCACCAAUGCUUCUGUUACCUUUGGAAAUGAAACAGUGAAAAUUCCCCUCGGUUAUGUUGAAGGGAAGACUAGAUACACGUAUAUCGUAACAAAUACUCCCUCCCUCUUUGGAGAAUUAGCCACAGAUCAAAGUGAAAAGCCAGAGCAAGGAGGAAAUCAAAUCAGGUUUAUCAAUAAUCUUAAAGACUCGAUCAAUGUGACAAUUGCGGAUGCGAAGUUGGGUGAGAUAAUGCCGUUGGGGUUUUCCAACUACACCUCGGUAACUCUUGGAAUAAAACAUAUUUUUGGCGUUAUGGCAAAUGGUCAAAAUUGCUCAGUAAACUCAAUGAAGUUUGGAUUUGGUAGCUCAUACACCAUAAUCAUUAAUAACUGUACCAAUGAGCUAGAUAUUGAAUACGUUGAAGAUAUCAGUCGCAACAAAAUCCAUAUGGCUCUUCAGAUUCCGCAAUACUUCCUCAUUACAGCAGGCGAGGUUGUCUUCUCAGUCACGGGGCUGGAGUUCUCCUACUCUCAGGCUCCUUCAAACAUGAAAUCUGUACUACAGGCAGGGUGGCUGCUUACGGUUGCCUUUGGUAAUAUCUUAGUCCUUAUCAUAGCUGGUGCUUCACAUAUUACCCAACAGUGGGCAGAGUACAUUCUAUUUGCUGCAUUGCUGGUGGCCGUCUGCAUUAUCUUUGCCAUCAUGGCAUAUUUUUACACCUACAUUGAUCCUGCAGAAAUUGAGGCUCAAUUUGAUGAAGAUGAUGAUAAAAAGAAACACAAGGAAAAAGAGGCACUUGGGAUUGAUAACGAAAAUGGACCUUAUUCACAAACAAAAAUGUGAUUUUCUAUGUAUCCAACUAAAACAUGUAAAUAUUAUAUAAUAAGGCACCUUGUACGGACAGUAUUUACUUGCAACAGGAAUUUCAAUGAAGAAUGAAGAGAACAUACAGGAUGCUGUUUAACACGGCCACAUAUGGAUAUGGCCUCAGGGAAUAUUCUCGAAGAUUGAGCCAUAAUGUUGUCAUAAACGAGAAUUAUAAUUCGAUUGGUUCAUAGUACAAAAAAAAAAAUAACAAUAAUUUUCAGCAACAACAUAAUUGAUGCAUAUCCUGCAUGUAAAGAUCGUAAUAAAAAUAGACAUCUAACAAUGGA
This is a messenger RNA of Pelobates fuscus (common spadefoot toad), 2462 nucleotides long. It is a transcript of the gene SLC15A1, whose product is annotated as solute carrier family 15 member 1. The annotation marks the transcript as partial. The record is from RefSeq and is a predicted model, not a curated record. The transcript is spliced from 22 exons. Lineage: Eukaryota; Metazoa; Chordata; Amphibia; Anura; Pelobatidae. Gene Ontology annotation, molecular function: dipeptide transmembrane transporter activity. Gene Ontology annotation, cellular component: plasma membrane. Gene Ontology annotation, biological process: dipeptide import across plasma membrane.